Messenger RNA from Didymodactylos carnosus, 1800 nucleotides. NCBI's taxonomy places the organism in Eukaryota, Metazoa, Rotifera, Eurotatoria, Philodinida, Philodinidae. The record is from the annotation of a GenBank genome assembly.
AUGGAUGAACAGCGUCCUCCUCCACCACCUGUUCGUGUUGAUAGUAUAAAUAGUUCAACAUCAAGUUUAGGUAUGAAACCAUUACCAAAAGUUCCUGAUGAUGAUGGAAAGAAAAAAAAGACUAAUAAAGAUUGGACAAAGAAAGAUCCGUCUAAAUUAAUUAUAUCAAGACCAACAAAUUUUAAUCAUCCAAUUCAUGUCACAUAUAAUCCAUUGACAGGAGAAUUUGAUGGCAUGCCUGAAUUAUGGUCAUCAUUGUUACAAAAUUCUAAAAUAACAAAACAAGAACAAAAACAAAAUCCACAAGCUGUCAUUGAUGCACUUGAUUUUUAUCAAGCACAACAUAAUAAACGAGAAUCAAAGUUCAUGUAUUCAUCUUACAAAAACUUAACUCCACCAACAUCCGGUUAUAUAGCUGAUAAAAUUAGACAAACUGUCAUACUCGUUGAGUCAAAAACGUCGAGUUUGGAUGAUUCAACUAGAAGUAUUUCUCGCUCACAAACAGAAGAUGACGACUUACCACCACCGAUAACCGCUCGACCUGAGAAAACAAAAAGCAUUUAUACACGACCAGUAUACGAAGAAAAUGUUAGUCAAAAACAACAACCACCUGCUAAUUCAACGGGUGUUAUGAGAACAACAACGAAUAAUGGAACAACAGCAGCUGAGAAAGGAAAACGAAAACAAUUGACAGAUGAAGAAAUUUUUACAAAAUUACGAACAAUAGUUUCACUUGGAAAUCCACAUACAAAAUAUCAAAAAACAGAGAAAAUUGGACAAGGGGCGAGUGGUACAGUGUAUAUAGCCAUUGAAUUAUCAACUGGUGAAGAAGUGGCUAUUAAACAAAUGAAUUUAGCUAGUCAACCGAAAAAAGAACUGAUUAUCAACGAAAUAAUGGUUAUGAAACUUAAUAAGCAUCCAAACAUAGUCAAUUAUAAAGAUAGUUACCUUGUCGGAGAAGAACUAUGGGUUGUAAUGGAAUAUUUACCUGGUGGUUCGUUAACAGAUGUUGUGACAGAGACAAUUAUGGAGGAAGGACAUAUUGCAGCUGUUUGUCGAGAAGUAUUGCAAGCAUUAGAAUUUUUACAUAAAAAUCAAGUGAUUCAUCGAGAUAUUAAAAGCGACAACAUUUUGUUGGGAAUGGAGGGGAAUGUCAAAUUGACUGAUUUUGGGUUUUGUGCUCAAAUUACACCUGAUCAAACUAAACGUCAAACAAUGGUUGGCACACCCUAUUGGAUGGCACCUGAAGUUGUUACUAGAAAACAAUAUGGACCAAAAGUUGAUAUAUGGAGUUUGGGAAUUAUGGCUAUUGAAAUGAUUGAAGGCGAGCCACCGUAUUUAAAUGAGUCUCCAUUAAGAGCAUUAUAUCUCAUAGCAACAAAUGGAAAACCAGAUAUUGUUGGUCGUGAAAAGUUAUCGUCCCUAUUCGAAGAUUUUCUUGAUCAAUGUUUAGAAGUUGAUGUUGAUAAACGUGCAAUGGCAUCACAAUUAUUACAAUUUGACCAAAUAAAUACGGAAUAUCGAUUGAAAGUGUUACAAUGUCAUCCUGAUAAAAAUCAGAGUGAUCCAGAAGCAUUGAAACGAUUUCAGUUGUUGUUAGAAGCAAAAGAAACUUUAUGUGAUCCUGAUAUGCGAAAAAAAUAUGAUAAAUGGCGUAAUAGUCAUGUGUGUAUGCCAUGGAAAACAUUUUUACACAUGUCCGAACAUAGUCAACAGAUUGGAUUAAAAAAGCGAUUAGCUACAGAAAUAACGAUUGUAAAAAUAACAACAACAUCCGAUUUUAUUUUCGGUAAACGUUGA